ACGCUUUAAUAAAAAAUAAUGAAAAAUUUAAACCACCAAAACGAUUAUUUAGAGUAAUUUCUAAAAUAAGUGAAACUAAGACUUCUACCAAGCAGAUUUACUUGAGAGUACUUGGUUUCGUUGGGCGAGUUUUCAGAAAAUGGUCAACGAGUGGAAUUCGAACAGCAAUAAUCAUUUGACGAGCGAUGAGAACUAAUCAUAUAAUUUUGCCUGCCAACUGAAACGCAUACACUUGAUGUAGUUGUAUGAAUAAUUAAAUCAAUCACUUAAAUAAAUCAACACUACGCGAAAAUUUUCUACAACUAUCUUCAAAACUGAGUCAUGUCUUUUGGGGGUCCCCGCAAACCCAGCCGCAACCGCCCCCAUAUCCGAGCAUGUCUUCUGACCCUAUCUGUAAUCCUGACUCUUGGCUUCGUUGUUCUAUGUAUUAUUUCAGCUGUCUAUUCGAUCAUGCAACUCAAUCAGAAUAUCAACACACUCAUGAACCGUGUGAAGAUGAAGAAAGUUAAGCAGUACGAGCCACCAGCAGUGUUGUUUCUCGCCAAUGGCAUCUCAACCUAUUCUUGCAUCGCAAGCAGCUUCAGAUUAGAACCAGAACCGCAAGACUCAGACUUCCCAGAACUGGACCCGAACGACAACCGUGGUCGGAUUCAAGACGUCUGCAACGAGUCUUCCACUAUCUUCCAGAUUCCUUUAUCCGAAUUGUCGAACUAUCAGGAAGUGCUAGAUUUGUUACCAGACUGGUUAUCAAAAAAUAUAGCGACUACUGUUACCGGCGCAGGUUCUUGUAUCCAAGAGGAUGAAGAGAAACGAAGACAGCGUGAAAAACGAGACUCAUUCGAUGACCUUGAUUUUUGCGAAGGCAAGUGUCAAGGAAUUUGGGAGUGUUCAAAUGAACCCUCCUCCUGUGACAAUGGACAUCUCUUUGAACAGUGCUUCAUCCCCAUGAAUCCAUUGCGUGAACAGGAACCCUGUUUGACUACAAUAGAAUGUUUGGGAGGACCUGUCGUUCUUCAGCAAUCGUGUGGGCAUUUUUUGGCUUGCUUGGAUGAAGAAAACGCUCUUGAGAGUGAGUGUUCAGGUGUGAUGGAAUGCUUUCUAACUGGAAUUCAGAGUGAUUACUGUACUGAUUUGUACCAAUGCCUUGAAGACCAAGUGGAAACUAAAUGUCUUGAGCCCACUACUUACACAACAUCCUUACCUGAUGGCCAAGAAUCUGAACAGGACUGUGAAGUUUUCAACUCAAUGAUUGAAGGCGAUGCGAGUGUGGCAGGACAGAAGAAUGAACCCCUCUCCCUGAUUAUAAUAAAGGGACCUUCCGAUUUUGCUGAGAAAAACUACGUAUUUGCUUCUUUGAGACUACAAGAAGGCGAAUCAGGGUCAUGGAUUGCUGAACAUCCUAGUUUCUCAAAACUCACUGAAAGCCUGGAAACCUCUGACAAAUUUGAUUUUCUUCUCGAGGUGAUCCAGACUCUCCACUGGAAAUUCUACGCAAGAGGGUUCCGAGUAAAAACCCUAAUGACAGAGUCAGUCAUGAAAGUGGAAGGCGUGAUUCGGGGCGUAGACAUUCGAACUGAGACUUACAUUUCGCGAGUUAACAUCAGCGAAAGUCUGAAAGCCGAUUUUCGACCGGUAGAAGUCGUCUACAGUUGGAAAGACGGAUAUCUUCGGGAAUCGGACCGGUUCUACUCGGCAACUAUUUGGGAUAUUUUCGCUAUUGUGGCCGGAAUUAUAUUGAUGCUAGAGCGAGCUUGGAUUACUUGGGGCAAGGUAGUCCAGAAGUAUCUCGAUGGAAAGUCUAAAAUUUCUAUGAUGAAAUUCCAGGAAAACUCACUUGAAUGGAAAAUGCUGGCUAAAGUUAGACAAUCUGGGGGUAAUUUGUUCACCUCUAUGGUUGCUUUGAACCGUCUGAAUAAACUAUUUAACCGGCUAAAUCGUAUGAAACAAAAACGAGAACAGAUUGAAAAACGAACAAACGAAAAAAUCGAGAAGAAGGUUCAUCGCAUUAAGAGAAAAAUGGCAAUCAAAAGUGGCGUUGUAGACGACAGUGUUCUGAGUCUAGACGAAAAACGUUUUUACGAGUGGGAAUCGUACCGUGCGAUUCUUCGUCAAAUGAUGCAGGAGCAACAGGCAACUCAAAGUGUUCUUGAUAAAAUGGAAGCAGAAAGACUUGCCAGGAUACUCAGGGACCAAUUGCAAACUAGUCAAACUAGUCUCUCCAGUUCAGAAUCGGCAGCACGCUCCAAAUCACUGAAGUCCAAAAGCCCGGAUUCAGAUAUUUCUGCUGAAAACGAGGAGCAAGUGGGCGAGGCAAAGUCCGUUUCACACCUUGAGCAGAUGCGUGAAAUGAAACAGAAGAAGCAAAAAGUAUUCACGGCCUCCAAUCCAAACUUCAGUCUCGAAGAGGUGGAUGAUUUCUAUCGUGAGAUUAGCGCCAGCGAAUUGGAGACCGGGAAACACAUAUGGCAAACAAAAUACAUGGACUACCGAGGAAAAAGGGCUCCAAGCAAGAGUGGAAAAGACUCGAAACCGCCUAAGCUAUGGAAAACAGAUGCUUUCCAAGAUUAACAACUAGGUCAUAUAAAUAUUCGAACGAAGCUUUAAAUUUGACAAUAUGAUUUGAAAAUUUGAAAUAUCAGGUCUACUUUGACUUUUUUCCGA
Messenger RNA from Symsagittifera roscoffensis, 2661 nucleotides. RefSeq lists its product as uncharacterized. Bases 322 to 2568 code for a protein of 748 amino acids. The transcript is spliced from 3 exons. The record is from RefSeq and is a predicted model, not a curated record. Lineage: Eukaryota; Metazoa; Xenacoelomorpha; Acoela; Convolutidae.